AUGGCUCAAUUAAUGAUACGACCAAGGAACGACAGCGUCGUUCAAAGGGGGCUUUACUCGAAAAUUGAGAAGCUACUUUCAAGAUCCGAUGGCAAAAGCGAUGCGACUAUUAAAUCCACCUUCCUCGACGCCAUUUGGCCAGAGCUGGAGCAAGAUUAUAGGUUGAUGGUAGGGAACUUGAUCAUUUAUUGCGAGCAUGAGAUUCAACAGCGAGGCAUUAGUGCCAAGGUCGAUGGGAGGGUCAAAGCCUCCAGCUCGAUCAGUAAAACACUCCACCGCCGAGAGCAGCAUCGUAUGAGCAAUGGCUUAGGAGUAUAUGAGCGUGUGGAGGACAUGUUCCGCGACAUGCACGACCUUGCUGGCCUUCGGAUCAUUGUCGACUAUCCAUCCCAGCUGGAACACGCCAACCAGCUAGUUCUAGAAUGCUUCCAACAGGAAAAUAAGCCAAACGUUUUCACUCGAGACCGGCCUGUCGGCCAAUCAUGGGAUGCUUGGUUUGGAGCCUACGAAAGCUGCAACCAUCACGUUACGUUAGACACCAGAGCCACGGGUAUCCUCCAGGUCUACCGUCAUAUAGUGUUCGAAAUCCAACUUACAAGUCUGCCAGAAAGCCUAUACAACAAAUUGGCCCACCCUUUGUUAUAUAAGCAGAAAUCGGGCAAGAUGUCCCGUCAGGACGAGAUGGUUAUUGACCUCUCACAUGGGUUAUCACUUUGCUAUUCCAUCUGCUUAUUAUACAUGCAAGAUAAACUAGACCAGCGCGACGAGCAACCAGAUCAGCAAGAGCUUCGCAACGCAAUGAGACAUGCUGUUUCGGGCCCUGAAACACAAGGUGAAGGCGACAAGGAUGAAAACCAGGUGACGGAUGGCAUGGGUCCCCUAGUCGGAAUGAUUCCCGACAUGGUACGCCGUCAAAUACCCAAUCUUUCUUCAAAGUCCAAUGGAAAGACAGUCUCAACAGAGCUCUUUACAGGCAUACUUUCAGCGCUCCCGGAGGCGUGUGACUCUCCAGAGAGUAUCUGGUCGAGUAUCAUCACCAAAUUAAGUAACUGGGAUGCAAGAAUUGGCGCCGUGGAGGCUGCCAUGGAAAAGCAAACAAAAGCAAUUGAAAAGGCUCAGAACACGUCUCAAGAUGAAGCUAAUAAAAAGUGUCUCACUGAUCUAAGGGUGAUUAAUCCAUCGCAUCAUAAGAAGGCGAUUCAGAAAGCCAAGGGAGGCCUAUUGAAGGACGCCUAUCGUUGGGUCCUCCACCAUAAGGAUUAUCUGCGUUUCAGAAACAAUCCUGAUAACCGACUACUCUGGAUAAAGGGAGAUCCUGGAAAAGGGAAAACCAUGCUUCUUUGUGGCAUUAUUGAUGAGUUGCUGAGUGAGGAUCGAGAAAGCAUCUCAUUUUUCUUCUGUGAAGCAACCCAAAGCGACCAGAAGAGGAAUGCGACAGCGGUACUCCGCAGCCUUAUAUGGCUUCUUUGUACGGAACAACCACACCUGGUGUCCUAUAUUCGAGAGCGAUACGAUAGUGAAGGCAAAGAUCUAUUCGAGGAUGAGACUACAGCUUUCCCAGCCCUCGAAGAGAUCCUGAUAGAUAUGCUGCAUGAUUCCAACUGCAGAGACAGCAUUUUCAUCAUAGAUGCCUUGGAUGAGUCCUCUGAUAAUACGAGGUCAGACCUAAUCAACCUUAUUGUCCAGCUUUCAGACUCUAUUCAUAACGCUAAAUGGGUAGUGUCAAGUCGAAAUUGGCCCACCAUCGAAGAACAGUUUGAGUUCGCCGAUAAAGUCAAAGUGUCCCUGGAAUUAAACCAGGAUUCUAUCUCCACAGCCGUUGAUAUGCUAAUUAACUAUAAAGUCUCGCAAUUGGCCAGACUUAAGCGGUAUAGCGAAGAGACGACAGAAGCGGUACUGAGAGAGCUCCACCGCAAGGCUGACAAGACGUUUCUAUGGGUAGCCUUGGUUUGCGUCGAGCUAUCAAAACCAGAUGUCAGAUCCUGGAAUACCAUUGAGCAGGUCAAAUCUAUGCCACGGGGCCUAGAGAAGCUGUAUGGCCGCAUGCUUCAACAAAUCCUCUCCUCUCGUAAUUCCGCGCUCUGUGGACAGAUCCUCGCCAGUUCUACCAUCGCAUUUCGUCCACUUUUAACUGGCGAGCUUCUGUUAUUUGUUGAUGUCCCGGAAGCCUUGCGGCCAGAGGAAAUUGAGGAAAUUGUUGGAGAAUGUGGUUCAUUCUUAUGCAUUCGAGAGAAUACAGUCCAUUUCGUGCACCAGUCGGCUCAGGACUUUCUGCUCGAAUCGGGAAACUAUUACAAGUUAUCACAUUUCAACAAAAAAGAAUCUCACCUGAAUAUGUUCAGGCAGUCUUUAAAGGCUUUAAAGAACCUCUAUCGCAACAUGUACAAUAUUCCAUCUCCUGGGGGCAUCAUUGACGCACCUGAUCCUGACCCCCUAGCUUGCCUCGGAUAUGUCUCUAUUCAUUGGGCUCGUCACUUAUUAGCCGGAGGCGGCCUAGUCCGAGGAGGAGAAGACCAGCAUUUACUUGAUGCCUUUCUAAAAAAGAACCUACUCAACUGGCUGGAAGCUCUUAGCUUAAAACAGCAGAUUCCCGAGGGGGUGGCGACCUGCCGCAGACUCUUGAGCUCUUUGCCAGAUUUCACAGACAAGAGCCUCAAAAGUCUUGUCAAAGACGCAUGCAGAUUUGUUCUCACAUUUCGGCAUGCUUUCGAGCUCGCCCCUCUCCAAGUUUAUAUUUCCGCCCUUAUCUUCAGUCCUACUUCAAGUGUGGUCAAAAGCCUCUAUCAGGCUGAUCGACCCGCAUGGAUUAAUUUGAGGUCCGAGCCUCCUUCAGACUGGGAUACUUGUACCCAAACUCUGGAAGGUAAAACCACAUGGUUCUACGCAAUCGCUCUCGCGCCAGAUGGGCAAACACUGGCUUCACUUUCCCCUAGCCAGCUUAAAUUAUGGGAUACAGAGACAGGCUGCUGCACAUAUUGCUAUCAAUUUAAAAGAACAAUAUCAGGUCGUCUCGCCUUUUCUCCAAACGGAAAGCAGGUAGCAGCUCUUUCUGGCAUCAAUGUGACCACUAGCAGGAUUGUGCUUUUUGAUCUCCUCUUCCCACCCCUGAACUCGGAUAGGCCGUCCUUGGACCUGAAUAAUAAUGAGGAUUUUGAGGAUAUUGGAGAAUUUAAUGCAACAUCUAUCGUAUUCUCCCCGAGCGGGCUUCACCUAGCCGCUUGUUCGACAAAGGCAUUGGCCAAAAUUUGGGAUCUUCGCACACGUUGCUGCGUGCGAACAAUGACACCUCCCAGGGUUCCUGAUGGUUGUAUCUAUCGCUCAUUUAUUGCAUACUCAGAGGAUGGAAUGAUGCUGGCCACUGGGACCACGAAGGAUGGUGUAAGUAUAUGGGGCGUUGAAACUGGGCAGUGUCUCCAUACCAUCGAUAUUGUUGCCUGGGGCCUAGCAUUUCUGCCGCAAACCUUAAUAGUAGCGAAAAGCGAUGGCGCCUUCAGCGUAUGGAAUACGGAAACUUGGGUUAAUACCCAGACUUGGGGAGAGUGUGGCGAUUCUGCCCAAGCAUUAAUCCCACUCAAUAUUCCGGGGCUCCUCUUUGCGUCAACCUCAGGGGCUACCAUCAGGUUAUGGGGCAACGAUGGGCACUGUGUUCGCAAAGUAAGAGGACAUGGGGCCUGCAUAACGGACCUGGCGUUUUCUGCUAACAAUGGUUUACUCGUUUCAUCCGCAAUCGACCGCACACUCAAACUAUGGAACUUUGCGGCUACCAGCGACGGUGAUGACGAAACCUCAAGCCAGGAAUAUCGUGAUGACAAGAAAGAUGAUCAAGGAUAUAAUGACAAAGUGCCAGACCAAUUUAAGGGAACUUCGGACCUAUCUAAUCAAAGAGAAUACCUCUCAUCCUCGGACAACGAGGGAACCUUCACAAGGACAAACUCCACCACGCCGGAGAUACACAAUGUGCCAUCUGAUCGCAACUCCGACUUUGAGCACGAUGCUCCCAUCAAAAUUGUCACAUUUUCACCUGACUGUCGAUGGCUCGUGUCAUCUGCUGCAGGCUGGACCAUCAAGAUCUGGGAAGUUGCCAGCUGUUCGUGCGUACGAACGAUAGACGGUCCUGCCACUACAACAAAAGCACCUCCUUCACUCCAAUUCUCCUCUGAUGGAUUGUGGCUCCUUUGUGCGUCUCGAUUUCAUUAUCGAACGACCCCUUUUAUGAUCUGGGAGACUGCUACGUGGACCAUCGUCGACGAGUCCAGUGCCAAUCUAAACAGUAGAGAUGGAGGUGCUGUGGGCUUGUCGCCCGACGGUAAGCUCAUGGCAAGAGCCACGAGGGAUGAGGGGUCAACUAGCGUCAUACUCUUGGAAGCACGCGAACAGGUGCAUGUCUUUCCUUUCUGGGCUUCGACAUUGACUUUUUCACCCGACAGCCGCGUCUUAGUGUUGUAUUCAGAACUGGGUGUUCAGGCGUAUGAUACCGACGUAGGCUCUGAGCUCUGGAGACUCGACAUCAAAGAUAUAAUAGAGGUAUUUUCAAGUGGAGAAACAGACAGCGAAACAAGCAGUGAAACAGGCAGCGAAACAGGCAGCGAAACAGGCAGCGAAACAGGCAGCGAAACAGGUAGUGAAACAGGCAGCGAAACAGGCAGUGACACAGACAGAGAAAUAAAGAUGGACCUCGGGCCAUACAUAAAUGCAUUGGCGCUGUCAGCCGAUAAAACAAGCUUUGCAAUAGUUACACACAAGGGAUUCGCGAUCUGGGACGUGGAAGAUCCUCAACCGGGCAUCUUUCGGGUGGAAAGACUUUCUUCCCCCCCACAUGUAGGUUCGGAGGUAGCCAUCAAUACCAGGUGGUUUGUUAUGGCUACCGAUUAUGGCCGUCUUUAUGUCAAGGACCUAACAAACGAAAACCCCGCCUUAGCCAUAUCUAUGCUACAGCGCAUAAGUGGCCUUGAUUUUGACCCGGUCGAUGAAGACCGUUUAUUCACAAACGCAGGCACUUGGAGCAUUCAGGGCGAUGGAUCUACCCGUCUAGAAGGUUAUGGCUUGAGCAACGAUGGGUCGUGGGUAUCAAAAAACAAUGAAAACAAUGAGAGGCUGUUAUGGCUCCCACCCGAGUAUCGAGGUUUCGCAGUGGCCCAUAUCAAAGGGACAAGAGUUGCACUGGGGAGUUCUUUGGGUCGCGUUGUCAUGCUUGAGCUUGGAGAUGAGCUAUAA
Molecule: messenger RNA, 5214 nt
Organism: Clonostachys rhizophaga
Lineage: Eukaryota; Fungi; Ascomycota; Sordariomycetes; Hypocreales; Bionectriaceae
Source: the annotation of a GenBank genome assembly